Molecule: messenger RNA, 1129 nt
Organism: Ochlerotatus camptorhynchus
Lineage: Eukaryota; Metazoa; Arthropoda; Insecta; Diptera; Culicidae
Gene: Scsalpha1
Product: Succinyl-coenzyme A synthetase alpha subunit 1
Exons: 5
Coding region: 117-1100 (327 amino acids)
Biological process (GO): tricarboxylic acid cycle
Cellular component (GO): succinate-CoA ligase complex (ADP-forming); mitochondrion
Molecular function (GO): succinate-CoA ligase (GDP-forming) activity; succinate-CoA ligase (ADP-forming) activity
Source: RefSeq, a predicted model, not a curated record
CUGCAGGGACGUCUUUCACUUCUUCGAAGAAUAAGAGAAGUUGCAGUACCGACGGCAGUGUAUAUUCACUGUUUCUGAUAACUAUUCCAUUUCGAGUAGCGAUAAAGUAAUCUGCCAUGGCUGCAAGCGCCAGACUAUUUUCCCGUGUAAAAGAGGGAUUCACAACCAGCGUCCGAUUUGCGAGCUAUGAGAGUACUCGCAAAAAUCUGAAAUUGAACUCAAACUCGAAAGUCAUCUGCCAAGGAUUUACGGGAAAACAGGGCACUUUCCAUUCCCAACAAGCUUUGGAGUAUGGUACGAAGAUAGUCGGAGGAGUCUCGCCCGGCAAAGGUGGACGCACACACCUAAAUCUUCCAGUUUUCAAUUCCGUGAAGGAAGCGAGAGCAGCCACUAAUGCUGAUGCUACCGUAAUCUACGUUCCUCCCCCUGGAGCAGCUAAUGCCAUUAUGGAAGCCAUUGAAGCGGAGAUGCCACUGAUUGUGUGCAUCACUGAAGGUGUCCCGCAGCAUGACAUGGUGAAGGUGAAGCAUGCUCUGCUGGCUCAGGAUAAAUCUCGUCUGGUUGGUCCCAACUGCCCAGGAAUCAUUGCUCCCGAACAAUGCAAAAUUGGUAUUAUGCCCGGACACAUCCACAAGCGAGGCAAGAUUGGAGUUGUAUCCCGUUCGGGAACGCUUACAUAUGAAGCCGUGCAUCAAACGACCGAGGUCGGUCUCGGUCAAACGCUCUGCGUCGGAAUCGGAGGUGAUCCAUUCAACGGAACCGAUUUCAUCGAUUGUCUGGAAGUUUUUCUGAAAGACCCCGAAACCAAGGGUAUCAUCUUGAUUGGUGAGAUUGGUGGUGUGGCUGAGGAGAAGGCUGCAGAUUAUCUGAUGCAGUAUAAUCAGGGUAUCAAGGCGAAGCCGGUGGUAUCGUUCAUCGCCGGUCUUUCGGCCCCACCUGGUCGGCGUAUGGGCCACGCCGGUGCAAUCAUCUCCGGUGGUAAGGGAGGCGCUCAGGAUAAGAUCAAUGCGCUGGAAAAGUCCGGCGUUAUCGUAACCAGAAGCCCCGCCCAGAUGGGCAAGGAAUUGUUCAAAGAAAUGAAGAGAUUGGAACUCGCCUAAAUAAAUGCAAGCUAUCAAUAUUUACUAAA